Molecule: messenger RNA, 1530 nt
Organism: Eurytemora carolleeae
Lineage: Eukaryota; Metazoa; Arthropoda; Copepoda; Calanoida; Temoridae
Product: glutamic acid-rich protein
Exons: 15
Coding region: 1-1515 (504 amino acids)
Biological process (GO): actin filament bundle assembly
Cellular component (GO): actin cytoskeleton; plasma membrane
Molecular function (GO): actin filament binding
Source: RefSeq, a predicted model, not a curated record
AUGAAGAGUACAAUAGAAAGAGCUACCUGUGGACAUUGUUUGGUUAGAAAACACAAGUGGGAGUACGCUAGUGAGGAUGGAGAGGACUAUGAGUGGGAGUAUUCUGAUGAGGAAGGAGUAGAGAAUAAGGAGAAGGAGAAGAAUGAUGAGAAGAAGGAGGAGGAUGAGAAAGAGAAGAAGGAGAAGGAGGAGGACGAAGAAGAAGAAGAAGAAGAAGAAGAAGAGGAUGAACUAGAACUAGAAGAUAUAGAUCUCCCUGAUCCAUUCAGUAGUGAACCUAUUCCAACUAUCAAACCAGACAAAAAAAUCAACGGAACUACUGACUCUAACGGGGUAGGAGAGGAAGAGGAAAAGAAGAAGAAACAUCGUAAGAAGUCUAAACAUCAUGAUAAAUUCGAGAAGUUUCGCAAACUUGAGGAGAAAGGAUCAAAGGGAGAAGAAUUCCGUUCUAAGAAGAUCCAUGUACGGAGCAAAGAUCCCAGCAAGAUUGCAAGACAGUUUGAGAAUGGAUCAAAGGAGAAAGAAAAAGGUCCUAGGAAGAGUUAUAUAUCAGGAAGAGAGGCCCCUAAACCCAAACCUGUGGAGAUUAUUAAACUCUGCAAGAUCUGUGGCAAGGAACCCUAUCUUGUGGAGAGAAUAGUUGCAGAGAAAUCAUGGUGGCAUAAAAACUGUUUUAGGUGUACGGACUGUAAGAAAACCUUGAAUCUUGACACAUAUUCUUCUCAUCAAGGAGUAAUCUACUGUAAACCCCACCACAGGGAGUUGUUUCAACCUAAACCGGUUCUCAUGGAUCUAACGGAGGAAAUAAUGAAGAAAAAUCUAGACUUUUCUAUGGAGGAUCCGAUAGAACGCCAUCGGAACCAGGAAAGGAAGAUGGAGACGAUAGUUCGAGAGAACAAACCGGUUUCACUUGAAGGAGUUGUUAAAUCAAGGGUUGAUGACAGCAAGUGGGAAGGCUUAGAUAAACUUGAUGUUGGAUCAAAGUUUCUUAUGUUUGAGAAAGGGAUGAGUGAGGAGAGAGAACAUAAAGUUGCAUCUGACAGAUAUGGAAUCAUGGAGAAGUUGAAGAGGCUGGAGGCUGGUGAGGCUGUAGAGGAUCUGCUGGCGGAGAUUGACGAGGAGAUGCCGAGUAUGUCGGAGGACGAGGAGGACGACGACGAGGAUACAGGACUAACUCAGGUUCAGAAGAAGGCUCAGAAUGCAGAGAAGAUGUUUGUUGAAGAUUCACGGAAGGAGAAGCUUCAGCAGCAGAGGAAGAAAGAACUCAAGAAUUUACGAGAUCGAUUAAUGGCAGGAACCAGAGACUCUAUCCUGGAUUCAUUCGAUGAAAUCAGUCAUAAGAAAAUCAAGAAAACCCAGAUUGAUGUGAGGAGUGAAAAUGCUAAGAAGUUCAUGUCAAUGUUCAACAAGGGGGAGAUACCCGAGGGUAUAAGUGCUACAGACAGGUAUCAAGUGUCGAAUAUGGUUGGACGGCUGGACUACGUUCUAUUAACAAACGAAAGUUAUUUAAAAUAAACGGAAAAUUCCGGG